Messenger RNA from Neolamprologus brichardi, 1748 nucleotides. Lineage: Eukaryota; Metazoa; Chordata; Actinopteri; Cichliformes; Cichlidae. The record is from RefSeq and is a predicted model, not a curated record.
UCGCUCACGGCUUGACGCGCCUCUAGUCUGUGCAGCCUUGCGUUUGGGGUGAAGCCGCAUAAAAGCGUUUCCAUAAUGCGGGCGUGAGGUGCUCCUUGGAGUAAACGGAGGGGAUCCGGGAGGAGGACCGCGGAGUGUUAACCGGGGAGGGGGGGAAGCCUGCGUGACAGGCGGCGACCAGAAUAAUUAAAAAAAAAAUGUCGAACCGUAAGCACCGGGACAACCAAGAGAUCUGCGCCCGCAAGGUCCGGGAGCUGGCCCAGUCUGGAGUAAACAAACACUGCUUCGAGUGCAACCAGCCCGGGGUGACUUACACCGACAUCACCGUGGGCAGCUUCGUCUGCACGUCGUGCUCCGGAAUGCUGAGAGGCCUCAACCCUCCCCACAGAGUCAAGUCCAUCUCCAUGACAACUUUCUCCCAACAGGAAGUAGAAUUCCUCCAAAACCAUGGCAAUGAGGUGGGCAGAAGGACGUGGCUGUGCGUGUUUGACCCAAAGAAUGACGGCUGCUCCGACAUGAAGGACUCACAGAAGUUCAAAGAGUUCCUUCAAGAUAAAUAUGAGAAGAAAAAAUGGCAUUUUUCCAAAAGUAAGAACCGGAGAGAUAUGGAGGGUCCUUGGAGUCCAGGGGUUCAGGCUAUGCCCCCUUCUCAUGGUCCCUUAGCGAGCCAGGGGCUAUCCCAUAAUAUGCCUCCAAAUGCCAGAGCCACAAGACCACUGUCUCAGUCCCAGCUGCCGUCUUGGGAUCGAGCCCCCGCCAUCUCUCCCGCCGACAUGCGGACAGACGCGUUCACGGCUCGGCCGUCGCGCUCCCAAAGCUUUAGAGACCCCCCUCUGAAAGAUCCCACCCUGUGUGGAAUAGAAAGGCAGCGACCAGGCUCUUUGUCGUCAACACUGGGAGGUCAGAACCACGGCCCCUCAUUCCCCGCCCUUCCACGGCCUUCAGCCAGUAGCUCGUUCAAAAACCACUUCACUUUAGGUCGGACAGUGUCGGCCUCGGGGGCUACGGGCCCCUUCAGGGCCUUCCCCAAGUCUCUGAGCGUGGACUUUGGAGGUCUGAACCAUCCCCAACCACAGCCUCUGCCUCAGUCUCUGUCCCAGCCGCAGCAGCAGCCUCAACAGCAGCAACAGCAGCCUGUUGGCAUAGGUCAGACGACAACGCCGGUCAGCAGCGGCAGUGCCCAGGAUAGGUACGCUGCUGUGUCACAGCUGGACAGCGUCUUCUCUGAAACAACAUCGGUCACAGCUCCACCUGGCGGCCCACCGCAGUACAGCGCCAUCUUCGGCAGCAGGCUCUCAUCCAGCUCAACUCCUGCCAGCUCCCCUGGUGUCGAUACCGUCUCCAGCUCCCAAAGUUUUGCAAAUUUCCCCAACCCAUUCAGCUCCAGCUCCAGCUCCAGCUCUGCUUCCCAGCAGCCCGUCGCCCUCUCCCCCAGUAACCCCUUCAGUAACGCCUCAGGAGGUGACUCCAGUGCGUUCGUCACCUCGCCCACCUCCGUUUUUCCUCCGUCCGGCGCUUUCCCAGCGGCUGCUACCCAGAAUGCAUUUCCUCAUGAGUCAGCCACCAAUCAGGAAGCAAAUGGUGAGAUUUGUUGCCUCUUAUUUGUCCUCCUAUGCUCAGAGUCGUGCUGGGUAGGAAACGAAGAGACGCUGGGUGUACUGGGAGAUGACAUGGAUGAGGAUGAGCAGGUGGUGGGCUUAACAAGGGACGACAGAUGGGAGGUAGAAGAAGAUAAGGUGCUGUGGUAG